Messenger RNA from Linum tenue, 2590 nucleotides. Lineage: Eukaryota; Viridiplantae; Streptophyta; Magnoliopsida; Malpighiales; Linaceae. The record is from the annotation of a GenBank genome assembly.
CAUCUGGGUCUCUGCGAUUUCCCUUCUCACUGGUUCAAUUCAAUUCCCCUGCUGCGUUUCUUCAAAUUUUGGAGCUUCAGAGAAGGAAAAAAAAGGCUCUUCCUUUACUCCCUAAUUUGUUGGUUGGGGAAAUUUGGGCUUUACUUUUUUCACUCCACAUUGCGCUGUCUGUUCUUGGGUUCGUUUUGCUCUGAGAGAUCUUUAGGGGGUGAGCUGGUUUUCCCCUUUCCUCGCGUUUUCUCGUUCUGUUUCCCUUCUUUCUCGUUCUGUUUCGUUGAUAAAUUGUUUGGAAUAUUCAUCUUUUUCACAAAAAAAAAAUUGUUCCAUUUGUCUAAAAUAGCUGAUGGGUACUUUGUUCUCUUCACCUUAGUCAUGGAUUCCCUUCCAUUUCUCCGCCUGAGGACAAAUUCACCCACCUUACUCCUCCUCUGAAUUUCACCUGCAGGCAACCAUCCGGCUGUUACUUCCUCCUUCCCAACCAUGAUGAGAGACUUCGGGAUAAUGAAUUCCCGGAGAAAGCAAACGGAAAAUUGUUUGGAUUCGCAGUUCUGGCACGCCUGCGCCGGCGGGAUGGUCCAAAUGCCGCCGUUGAACUCCAAAGUCUACUACUUUCCUCAGGGACACGCCGAGCAUGCACAGUCCAAUGGCGUCGAUUUCGGCCCUCAUCUCCAAAUCCCAGCAAUGGUGCCUUGCGAAGUCUCUGCCAUCAAUUACAUGGCAGAUCCCGAAACCGACGAGGUAUUUGCUAAAAUCAGGCUAAACCCAUCUGUCACAAACGCCGAUUUGGCGACAUUUGGAGAUGAUGGUGAUGAUGGUUUGUUCGGUGGGGUUAAUAACAAUGAUUCCUCUCAAGAAAAGCCAGCUUCUUUUGCUAAAACCCUAACUCAAUCUGAUGCAAAUAACGGCGGGGGAUUCUCUGUGCCUCGAUAUUGUGCGGAGACCAUAUUUCCAAGGCUGGAUUACAAUGCUGAACCUCCUGUGCAGACCAUUCUAGCUAAGGAUGUUCAUGGCCAGAUUUGGAAGUUCAGGCAUAUCUAUAGAGGAACCCCUAGAAGGCAUCUGUUGACCACUGGCUGGAGUAAUUUUGUGAACCAGAAGAAGCUUGUGGUUGGGGAUUCCAUUGUGUUUCUGAGGGCGGACAAUGGCGAUCUCUGCGUGGGGAUUCGACGUGCUAAGCGAGGGAUCGGAGGUGGGAAUGAGUGUCAAUCAUCAUCCGGGUGGAAUACCUAUGGAGGGUAUCCAGGGUUUAUGAGGGAGAAUGACUGUAACAAGUUGAGUAAUGAGCAGGUGAAAGGUAAAAUUAGUCCUCAGUCGGUUGUUGAGGCUGCUACUCUUGCUGCCAAGGGACAGCCCUUCGAGGUUGUGUACUAUCCCAGUGGGAAUUCGCCCGAGUUUUGUGUUAGAGCUUCCGCGGUUCGAGCUGCGAUGCGGAUUCAGUGGUAUUCUGGAAUGCGGUUUAAGAUGCCCUUCGAGACCGAGGAUUCGUCGAGGAUUAGCUGGUUCAUGGGUACCAUAUCUGCUGUUCAAGUUGCUGAGCCCAUUCGGUGGCCGAAUUCGCCAUGGCGCCUUCUACAGGUAGCUUGGGAUGAGCCCGAAUUGCUUCAAAAUGUGAAGCGUGUUAACCCGUGGUUGGUUGAAUUAGUCUCCCACAUGUCAGCCAUUCACCACCUUGCAGUACCCUUCUCGCCGCCAAGAAAGAAGCCGAGGUUCAUACAGACACCAGAUGAUUUCACCAUGAUGAUGGGCCACCUUCCUCUGCUGCCAUCAUUUACCCCCGGGAACUCGAUUAUGCCAAACAGUCCCUUCUUUUGUGUCCCAAACAACAACAUUCCUGCAGGCAUACAGGGAGCCAGGCAUCCGCAAUUCGACAUGUCCUCUUCUUCCCCUUCAGAUCUCCGCUUCAACAAGCAGUUGCAGAUGGGUUCGCUACCUUUCGAAUCUCAGCAGCGACUCGAUGGAGCUGCAUCAGGUCCAAAGAUACCCUUCACAGCAGCCAAGACCGAUAGCGACGAUGACAAUGUAUCUUGCCUGCUCACAAUGGGAAGCACCCAAUAUACUAGUAGUCCUCCAAAGGAAACAACAAAGACUUCUCCUCACAUUUUCUUGUUUGGUCAGCUCAUUCUACCUGAUCGCCCGGGUUCUCUCCAUAGCUGCUCCGACGAGUCAAAUUGCAACAGUGCCUCUGUCAGUAAUGCAGAGAAGAUGACCACGAAUGUCUCGGAGGCUUCUGGUUCUUCGGUGUACCAGAAUGUCCCCCUGGAGAAUUCCUCCGACACAGGGUCUGCUCCUUGCGAGUUCUCAAAGAUGGGGAGAAAGCCAGCGAAUUUGGGGUCGACAUCUUAGGAAAUCAGAUGAAGAGAAGGAUUGUAGGAGGAAGAGGAGGGAUUGUCCAAUGAGUCUCUCAAAAUGUACAUUAUAAAAUGCUGAAAAUCUCAAGCUUUUUUUUCUUUUGCAUAUUCUUGGCCAUGACUCUGCUUCAGCCAUGAGCAUGAAAUGUGAUGAGGAUUCAACUUAAAGACUCCGGAUUAUAUAUCUGCUUAAUUUCACAUACCAUAUUAAUUCAGACGAAUUCGAUCUCAGAUCGCUCUCC